Molecule: messenger RNA, 659 nt
Organism: Moneuplotes crassus
Lineage: Eukaryota; Ciliophora; Spirotrichea; Euplotida; Euplotidae
Source: the annotation of a GenBank genome assembly
CUCUGAUGAAAGAUCUGCCGAAUUGCGAAGAAAUGGGUUGUGGAAGAAUUUCAGCCUACUUCAUCCUCACAGAAAACAAAUACGUGUGCAGUUUCCACUACACAUCCAACUAUAAAGUGUAUGAAGCAGUGCAGCUGAUCAGCUCUAGAGCUAUGAAGAACCUCAUCGAUUGAGCAAAGUAUUGUCUUGAGUACUUCAAGGAAAUGCCUAAAAGGCUUUACUGUGGAAAACAUGAUGAGAGAUCCAACCAGCUCUGUGAAGAUAUGGAAGCUGAAUUGGAGCAAAUUACUAGCGAGUAUAUCCAAGCUGAAGAUCAAGACAAGUUUGACAAGUUCAUAUCGCUCAAGUCAAGAGUUGAAAGUGUCCAGCAUUCAAUGGAUGCCAAUCAUAUUUUUACAAAGUUUGCUAGGGAAUUAAUGUGGGAACAAAUUUAUAACAAGAUCAAAACCCCAGAAGGAGGCAUAAACCUAAACCCAGACCUCGAUCUUGUGUAUGAACGACUGGGCGAAGAAGAAGUAGAAAGUGAGGGGAAUGAAGAGAUUAGGAUGUUGAGGGAGAUGAUUAAGAAGAGAGAUAGAGAGAUUGAGGUGUUGGAGGGAAGAGUAAGAGCACAAGAGGAGACUAAGGAAGAGUUUUAAUUGGGGUUUUUAGGGUUGAUG